AUGGCAACUCACCUGAUCCCCGAUGGACAGCACAGGGCCAUAAGCGAUGCCAUGGCCCUGGCGAGCUGCCAGGGACACUCAGUGUCCGGAUCAUCUGGCAGCAACAGCCAACUGUGCAAAUGCCUUUUGCAUGUGGGUCCGUGGGGGAGAUGCAUGGGAGAUGAAUGCGGUCCAGGUGGCAUCCAGACGCGAGCGGUGUGGUGUGCCCAUGUGGAGGGCUGGACCACGCUGCCCACAAACUGCAAGCAGCCAGAGCGACCAGACAACCAGCAGACCUGUUUUCGGGUCUGCGACUGGCACAAGGAGCUGUACGACUGGCAGAUCGGUAACUGGAACCAGUGUCGGCCUGUCCUCUCCCGGAGCCAUGAGAAACCCCUGGAGUGCCUCAGAGGGGAAGAAGGGAUCCAGACAAGGGACAUCACUUGUAUUCAGAAGUCCAACGGGGUGCCAGCUGAGGAUGUCAUCUGCGAGUACUUUGAGCCGAAGCCCCGCCAGGAGCAGGCGUGCCUCAUCCCGUGCCGGCAGGACUGCAUCGUGGCUGAAUUCGCCCCCUGGUCGGAGUGCUCCAAGACCUGCGGCAAUGGGCUUCAGCAUCGAACUCGGCACGUUGUGGCCCCACCGCAGUUCGGUGGGUCUGCUUGUCCUAACCUCACCGAGUUUCAGAUCUGUCAGUCUAGCCCCUGCACUGCUGAAGAAAGCCUCUAUAGCCUAAAUGUGGGACCCUGGAGCGCAUGCUCAGUGCCCCACUCGAGACAAAUAAGGCAAGCAAGGAAGCGAGGGAAGAGCAAAGACAAGGAAAAGGACAGAGAAAAGGCAGUUCGGGAUCCUGAGGCUCGUGAGUUGAUUAAGAAGAAGAGGAAUCGAAACAGACAGAAUAGACAGGAGAACAAAUAUUGGGACAUACAAAUUGGGUACCAAACCAGGCAGGUCACAUGUACUCACAGAAAUGGGAAAACUGCCGCUCUGAGCUUCUGCGAACAAGACAAGUUGCCCAUUACGUUCCAGUCCUGUGUGAUCACGAAGGAGUGCCAGGUGUCAGAGUGGUCAGAAUGGACACCCUGCUCCAAAACCUGCUUUGACAUGACAACCCCUAAAGGGAAUCGUACAAGAUCACGGACCAUUAAACAGCUGCCUAUCGGCAGUGAAAGCGAAUGCCCGCAACUAGAAGAAACAGAGCAGUGUGUUUCUCAAGGAGAUGGUGUGGCACCAUGCAUUACGUACGGUUGGCGGACCACAGAGUGGACAGAAUGCCGUGUCGAUCCUCUCCUUAGCCAACAGGACAAGAGGCGAGGAAAUCAGACUGCGCUGUGUGGAGGUGGCGUUCAAACACGGGAAGUGUACUGUGUGCAAGCUAAUGAAAAUCUCCUCUCCUAUUUAAACACCCUCAAGGAAAAAGAAGAAAGUCAGUCACAGAGCAAGUGGAAGGCUAGUGCUGCACCUCUGCUAUCGAUCACUUUUGAAAUAACAGCCUCGAGGCCAGUGGACCGUCGGCUGUGUACGGGACCUCUACCCAGCACCUCCCAGCUGUGCCAUAUCCCCUGUCCUAUAGAGUGUGAGACCUCAGCAUGGUCAGCCUGGGGACCAUGCACCUAUGAAAGCUGUGAUGACCCUCAGGCCAAGAAGGGCUUUAAACUAAGGAAACGGCGCAUCACUAAUGAGCCUACAGGAGGAACAGGAAACUGCCCUCACCUGCUGGAAGCCAUCCCGUGUGAAGAGCCCUCCUGCUAUGACUGGAGAAUUGUGGGGCUGGAGGAGUGUGUUCCCGACAAUGAGAAGCCAUGUGGCCCCGGUACGCAGGUUCCUGUUGUCGUCUGCGUCAACAGUGAUGGAGAAGAGGUUGACAGACAGCUGUGUAGAGAUGCAAUCUACCCAAUCCCGGUUGUCUGCGAAGCUCCAUGCCCAAAGGACUGUGUGCUCAGCACGUGGUCCGCAUGGUCCUCCUGCUCACACACCUGCUCCGGCAAAACCACAGAAGGGAAGCAGAUGCGUGCCCGCUCCAUUCUGGCGUAUGCAGGUGAAGGAGGAAUACAGUGCCCAAAUAGUAGUGCCCUGCAGGAAACACGCAGCUGUAACGAACACUCUUGCACUGUGUAUCAUUGGCAGACCGGCCCGUGGGGACAGUGCAUAGAGGAUACGUCUGUCUCUGCUUUCAACUCCUCUGCCAGCUGGAACGGGGAGGCCACCUGUUCUGUGGGGAUGCAGACGAGAAAGGUCAUCUGCGUAAGAGUCAACGUGGGACAAGUGGGCCCAAAAAAAUGCCCUGAGAGCCUCCGACCAGAAACAGUGAGGCCUUGUCUGCUUCCCUGUCGGAAAGAUUGUAUUGUGACUCCGUUCAGUGACUGGACAUUGUGCCCUUCUUCAUGUCAAGAAGGGGGUGUCCCAGUAAAGAAGCAGUCCCGUCACCGAGUCAUCAUCCAGCUCCCCGCCAACGGUGGUCGUGAGUGCCCAGACUCCUUGUUUGAGGAAAAGGAAUGUGAAGCUUCUCCCGUCUGCUAUAGCUACAGGUGGAAGACUCACAAGUGGCGCAGGUGCCAGCUAGUACCAUGGUACGUGCGCCAGGACAGCCCGGGAGCACAUGAGACUUGUGGACCUGGGCUACAAGCAAGAGCAAUUACUUGUCGCAGACAAGACGGAGGACAGGCUGACAUCAGUGAGUGCCUUAAAUACUCUGGCCCAUUACCAUCCUUAACACAGACCUGCCAGAUUCCCUGCCAGGAUGACUGUCAGUUUACGAACUGGUCAAAGUUUUCUUCCUGUAAUGGGGACUGUGGAGGAGUCAGGACAAGAAAACGCACUCUUGUCGGAAAAAGUAAGAAAAAGGAUAAAUGCAAAAAUUCUCAGUUGUAUCCUCUGAUUGAGAAUCAGUUUUGUCCAUGUGACAAGUACAGUGCUCAGCCUGUGGGAAAUUGGUCAGACUGUAUCUUACCAGAGGGUAAGCUGGAAGUAUUGCUGGGAAUGAAGGUACAAGGAGAUGUUAAGGAAUGUGGACAAGGCUAUCGUUACCAGGCCAUGGCAUGCUAUGACCAAAACAAUCGACUUGUGGAAACUUCACGAUGCAACACCAAGGGAACACACAUGAGGGAAGAACCUGUCUGUCCAAGACCAAAUU
This is a messenger RNA of Tauraco erythrolophus (red-crested turaco), 3109 nucleotides long. The record is from RefSeq and is a predicted model, not a curated record. Lineage: Eukaryota; Metazoa; Chordata; Aves; Musophagiformes; Musophagidae.